AUGAGCUAUUCAUAUUUGUUUAAAUAUAUUAUUAUAGGAGAUUCUAGUGUUGGAAAGUCUGCCAUUUUGCUUCAAUUUAUGGAGGGUAAAUUUAAGGCUGAGCAUGAUACAACUAUAGGAGUUGAGUUUGGUUCUAAAAUUAUAUAAGUUAAAGGGAAAAAUGUCAAAUUGUAAGUUUGGGAUACUGCUGGAUAAGAGUCAUUUAAGUCAAUAACUAGAUCAUAUUAUAGAGGUUCAAUUUGUGCUUUCCUCGUUUAUGAUGUAACAAAUCGUGAAAGCUUCACAAAUAUUUAAAAGUGGUUAGAAGAGACUCAAAAUUAUGCAAAUGAUAAAAUUACUCUAGUGUUAGUUGGUAACAAGAUUGAUCUUGCAAAUAAAAGGCAAGUUUCUUAUGACGAAGGACACGAAUUUGCACAAAAAUAAGAAAUUCAAUUUGUUGAAACUUCAGCUAAAAUGGGAUAAAAUAUUGAUCAGGUUUUCAGAAAAAGUACAGAAGAUAUCUUGUAAAAAAUAGAAAAUAGAUAGGUAGAUGCUACAAAUGAAUCUCUUGGAAUAAAGAUAGGACCAUAAUUAACAGAAAAAAUGGUUUCAGAUACAAAAAAAACUAAAAAAGAAUGUUGCUGA
Molecule: messenger RNA, 624 nt
Organism: Tetrahymena thermophila SB210
Lineage: Eukaryota; Ciliophora; Oligohymenophorea; Hymenostomatida; Tetrahymenidae
Product: small guanosine triphosphatase family Ras-related in brain (Rab) family protein
Exons: 5
Cellular component (GO): Golgi apparatus
Molecular function (GO): GTPase activity; GTP binding
Source: RefSeq, a predicted model, not a curated record